AUGAGACUGCAGAAACCACUGUGCAGAAACCAGACUGAGUGCAAAACAGUUGGACAAGCUACAUCUGCUGAAGGAGGAUCACUUGUGACAAUGGUUGCAAUAAUCAGUGCUUCUGGAACAGCUGUGCCACCAUUCCUUGUGUUUCCUAGGGUGCAUUUUAAAGGUCACAUGCUGCAUAAUGCUCCACCAGGCUCUGGGGGUGGAGCCACUACCUCAGGAUGGACGAACAGUGAACUAUUUUUACCAGUCCUGCAGCACUUUCUAAAACAUGAAAGGCCUACAAAGGAAAAUCCUAUGCUCAUGAUUCUUGGUGAUCAUGAAAGCCACACAAGCAUAGCAGCAAUAUCAUAUGCAAAAGAAAAUGGAAUUAUUUUGCUUACUUUGCCUCCUCACACAAGCCGUAAGCUCCAACCUCUGGAUGUGGGAGUUGUUGCACCUUUCAAGAUGUUCUACAAUACAGCACGUUGA
Molecule: messenger RNA, 468 nt
Organism: Schistocerca nitens (vagrant locust)
Lineage: Eukaryota; Metazoa; Arthropoda; Insecta; Orthoptera; Acrididae
Exons: 1
Coding region: 1-468 (155 amino acids)
Cellular component (GO): nucleus
Molecular function (GO): DNA binding
Source: RefSeq, a predicted model, not a curated record